AGCAGUUGGCGAGGAAGGGCCAUCCGAGGCGCACCGAAAAGCCCAUCACAACCUCCAAAUAAAUCCAGUGGAGGACCGGCUGACCAACUGCUGCGAUCCUGGAUGCCAUGAAACCGAAGAAAUCGGCCUUUGCCAACUCAUCCACAGGAUACGGCAGGAACAAGCACGGCAAGGGGCACUCCCACGGCAAGGAUAAAGCCGAGGGCGCUGGCAAGGCCAAGACCCGAGAGCCCAAGGAUCAGCAUGGGCAGAAGGAGGAGGACAAGGACUUGAACUCCGGUUUCGGCGACUAUCUUCGCACACCGGAGGCAUUUGAGAUGAUGAAACUCUUUGUCUUCGCCAAUACAAUAAUGUUAAUUGUCACCAUGGCCUGGCCGCACAUCAAGGAGCAGUUCUACAUGAUCAACCAGUGGCUAGAGAGUUUUCGCGAAGAGCAGCAGCAGUAAAGCCUCAG
Drosophila biarmipes is the source of this 454-nucleotide messenger RNA. RefSeq lists its product as uncharacterized. The record is from RefSeq and is a predicted model, not a curated record. Lineage: Eukaryota; Metazoa; Arthropoda; Insecta; Diptera; Drosophilidae. The transcript is spliced from 2 exons. Bases 108 to 446 code for a protein of 112 amino acids.